GAGUCGGCGAGCUGCCGCUGUGCGUAAACGCGCCGUGAUAAAUGAGCGUCUCCGCAAACGCGCAGGCAUUUAUGCGAGAAGGAGUUGCAGGACGAGUCGAACAAUGACUUCGACAAAUACGUUUCAGGGGAUGGAUUCAAGUUCCAAGCCCAGCUCCAGGGUGCUUAGACCACCAGGAGGCGGCUCCAGUAACCUGUUCGGAUGUGACGAGUCACCAGCCUCACCUGUGAACAGGGCAAGCAAGAUGGCCUCAAACAUUUUUGUGGCUGGUGAGGAGCCCCAGACCAGCCCUAAAAGAACAAACCCUCCAGGGGGGAAGAGCAGUGGGAUUUUCUCAGAGGGUGCGACGCCUGUCUCCAGACCGACUGCAUCCUCCACAAGUAACAACAAUAUUUUUGCGGACUCACCAAACAAUCUGCCAUCGACCCGCAGCCAUCCCAAUAAACCAAAGGACAACAUUGGCAUAAACGCCCUGCCUGGACCUGAAGUUCCAAAGGAGCGGAUCACCCCGCCACGUCCUACGCCUGGCAAGGAGGACAUGGCCCCCAGCACCAAGGAGCCGGCGGACCAGUCCUGCGCCCAGCAGAAUGUUGACAGCCAUGAGCCCAGGCUAGGCCCCAGGCCCCGCUCGCACAACAAGGUGAUCCACCCCCCUGGCGGCAAGUCCAGCGUGGUGUUUUACUGAUGCCCCCCCCCCCUUCAAUUCUCUUGCACUUUCUACCCGUUAAGUUGCCCGCUAUAACUUUUGCCAAAAACUCGCUGUAAUUCAUUGAAAGUAUUCAAUGUCACUCAUCCCUCAAGUCCAAAAACUUCUGUGUUUAAACACUAAAAUUCCUUCCAUUUCAACUGAAUCAACGGUUUUUUUUUUCCAGUUUGACUUCUUUGCAAAGAGCCACAGGGUAGGGCUUCAUAAAGUGUGACCAAAUUCUUGUGUCAAUCCUCUGGAUACUGAUGGUACCUGCCCUCAGUUUUGACCCUUUGCUGGUUUAAGGUCUGAAACUAUAAUCAUUCUUAAAUCCCCCUCCAUUUGUUUUUGCAUCUGUAGUUUUUAAUCUGGCCAAAGCUAUAUAUGUAUAUUUUUAGGCUGCCCCCUUCCUGUAGUGUAGUGCUGAUUUACUCCAUUGUUUAAUGGACUGUGCCUACGUAUCAUGUCUUUAGUCCCAGCCCCCUGUCAGCGGGAGUAGACUGAUCAGUCUACGGUUAUUUAAUCCCUGGAAGGGCUUUUGUUUUGACUUACCUGCAACACAAGUAUGAACGCAAACUGCGUGGGAGAAUAGAAGGGGGAGAACAUUCACCUGACAGUCCAAACUCAUGCUGGUAUACCAAACUGUUUGCUGGUACAAGUUCUCUGUGCCUUCUUCACAUGAAAGUAUGUCUGGUUGGCCUGAGCAUUGCAAUAAAGUUAAUAUUUUACUUGUCUAAAUCCUUCA
Brienomyrus brachyistius is the source of this 1430-nucleotide messenger RNA. It is a transcript of the gene jpt2, whose product is annotated as Jupiter microtubule associated homolog 2. The transcript is spliced from 5 exons. NCBI's taxonomy places the organism in Eukaryota, Metazoa, Chordata, Actinopteri, Osteoglossiformes, Mormyridae. Gene Ontology annotation, cellular component: nucleus. Bases 104 to 685 code for a protein of 193 amino acids. The record is from RefSeq and is a predicted model, not a curated record.